Molecule: messenger RNA, 1440 nt
Organism: Triticum turgidum subsp. durum (durum wheat)
Lineage: Eukaryota; Viridiplantae; Streptophyta; Magnoliopsida; Poales; Poaceae
Source: the annotation of a GenBank genome assembly
AUGACGACACUACCCUGGUGGGGGCAUGGAAUUUACGAAAGGGUGCAACUGAAAUUUUAUUGGACGACUGAGAACGAUCUGGGAGAAAAGAGGAGGACAGCGACGGAUGGGCGUGAAGAGCCGUCAGAUUCCGGCCCCACGACCCCUCUGCCUGACAAAAAGUUAUUGGUCUUCAUCCUUGAUAGGCUGCAGAAGAAGGACACAUACGGCGUUUUCUCGGAGCCGGUUGAUGAUGAAGAGCUGCCCGACUACAGAGAUAUCGUCAAGCACCCCAUGGAUUUUUUGACAGUUAGGAAGAAGCUUGAUAAGGGGGCAUAUGCCAACCUGGAGCAAUUUGAGAUUUCCUAUUUACAGGACGAUGUGUUUCUGAUAACCUCGAACGCCAUGUCCUACAAUUCACCAGACACAGUAUACUAUCGACAGGCACGAUCUAUUCAAGAGGUUGCUAAGAAGGACUUUGAGAAUCUUCGGCAAGAUAGUGAUGCCAGUGAACCAGAACCAGAACCAUUACCAGAACCGGAACCAAAACCACAGCGUCGAAGGGGCAGGCCUCCAAAGAACGCUGUCAAGCAGCAAGUUGAGCAGCCACCAGCAGAACGUGCUACCGCAAACUUUUCUGCGGCGGCACUUGCUAUGGCUGGAAAUAGUGGACUUUAUGCGCACUCAGGGUUUGAUAUACAGCGGAGAAUUGCAGAUGUACUGAAAGCUUCUUUUGCCAAUAGAAGCAAUGAACACAAUUGGUCCAGGUCUGGGAGUAAAUGGUCAGGAAAAAUGGGGAAGAAGCCACUUCUGGUAGAAGAGAGUCGCCGAACUACAUAUUAUCAGAAUCAACCAUCCAGUUCAAUGUAUGAGCUGCCAGUGGCAACCUCAUACAAUGGGACAAGGAAGAUUGGUGCUCAGUUGCCACAGGCCUAUUCCCGCAGUCUGGCACGUUUUGCUGCACAGCUUGGUCCUGUUGCUUGGGAAGUUGCAUCGAAGCGAAUUGAACAGGUCAUUCCCCCUGGAAUAACAUUUGGUCGUGGGUGGGUAGGAGAUGGCGAAUCACCAAACUCAUUUCAGCCACCUGUACCGACUUCAUCUCCGAUACCAACACCACCACCAAGCAGCACAGCGGCAUCGAGUGAGCAGAAAACUGUAGAUGAUCCUGCAAGCGCAGGCCAUUCAACAGGGCCUCAUGCAGAUGCUGUGUCACAUGCGUUUGCCAAUAACGCUCAGAGGAUAGAUUCUCAGGCAGUACCAAACCCGCAAUGCGGAUCGUUGCCACAGGUUCUAGUAGACCGAGGUGAACAUUCUGUUGAGCUGAAGAGCAGCCAUAAUGUUGAAGAACGGCCCACCAUGCACCAAACUGUGAAUGGUUUUAAUGCUGUGCCAGGGUCAAUCAUGUUCGCACCUACCGCGCAGCUGGUCGCGAACCGGAUGCAGACGCAUAUGGCCGAUUGA